Linepithema humile (Argentine ant) is the source of this 777-nucleotide messenger RNA. The record is from RefSeq and is a predicted model, not a curated record. NCBI's taxonomy places the organism in Eukaryota, Metazoa, Arthropoda, Insecta, Hymenoptera, Formicidae.
AUGGCGGCAUACCGUCUGAGAUGCGAACUAAAAUGGAAGAAGGGAGCCCGGCAUACGAGGCUGCCGGAAGACGUUCUGCUGGAUCCGAUAUUUGAGAUGCGACAGGACAGAAUACCUACUAUUCGGGCUUCUGAUAGGCGCUUCAAAGUGCAUAUACCGAGGCCGGAGGAGUGGGAAAAGGAAGGUGGAAACUUAGGGGCUCGAGUGCGUAGAGGAAAUGUCUGGUAUACGGACGGCUCCAAGACGGACACGGGCUCCGGGGCCGGCUUCUUGGCAGUCGAGAGGGAUGGAAGGAGAGCAUUUCUCUCGACAGUUAUGCCACGGGUAGAAGCGGGAGAGCACAUCAGAAUUUGUACGGACAGCCAGGCAGCCAUCAAGGCGCUGGGGGCUCCGAUAAUAACGUCGCGAUUGGUUCGGGAGUGCAGGUGCGUUCUGAACGAACUGGCGAGAGAGAGAGAAGUUACCGUUACCUGGGUGCCGGGUCACUCGGGCAUUCAGGGUAAUGAAUGUGCGGACCAGCUGGCAAAGGCGGGUUCAGAAUUAACGAUGGCUAGAGCUUUGAUGGGAGAUACUCCUAAUAGAGAACUGACUUGGAGCAUAAGGGCUCUGAGUAGGAAAGAUGCCAGGACAGCGGUACACAUACUGACGGGUCAUGGCACCUUAAACUACCACAUGUACAAGCUUGGGCGUAGCGAUACAUCCAAGUGCAGGGCAUGUGGAGAUGACGAGGAAACAACCUUCAUGUGCUCAGCGACUGUCCUGCACAGGCAGGGUUGA